Molecule: messenger RNA, 1228 nt
Organism: Cyprinus carpio (common carp)
Lineage: Eukaryota; Metazoa; Chordata; Actinopteri; Cypriniformes; Cyprinidae
Gene: znhit1
Product: zinc finger, HIT-type containing 1
Biological process (GO): chromatin remodeling
Cellular component (GO): Swr1 complex
Molecular function (GO): nucleosome binding
Source: RefSeq, a predicted model, not a curated record
ACAGAUUCAUCACCCAUGAGCGUAAGAGAUACAGUAGGUGGCGGUAAUACUCCUAAGGCGUGAACGGCCAUUGAACAAAGAGAAGAAGAAGUAGUAGUAGUAGUAGUAAACUUCCGGUCAUGGCGGAGAAGAAAAUAGCUGUCCGUUCGCAGGAUCCUAACCAGCGGCGCGUGCUGGACAGCGCGACGCGCCAGCGCCGUUUAACCCGCCAGCUCGAGGCUCUCGAGAAAGACAACUUCCAGGACGACCCUCACGCGAGCCUCCCGCAGCUCGUCAAGCGGCUGCCGCAAUUCGACGAGAGCAACGAAUCCGGUAACGAAUCGAGCAAGCGGAGGAAGAAGACAAGGGGUGAUCAUUUUAAACAGAGGUUCCGCAAAAACUUCCAGACUCUUCUGGAGGAGGAGGACUUGAGUGUCAGUGAGGGUCCAAACUAUCUGACUGCAUGUGCUGAGCCCUCCAAGUUUCCUCAGCGACAUUUCUGUGCAGUGUGUGGCUUCCCUUCAAACUACACUUGUGUGUCAUGUGGAGCUCGCUACUGCUGUGUGCGAUGUUUAGGAACACACCACGAGACCAGGUGUCUAAAGUGGACAGUAUGAUUUGUUCCUCCCAACUGAACUUCUGUCAAAAUCAAAACAAGCUUAUGGGUCAAACUGCACACUUACAAGUUCACAUUCCUCAGAGACAUCACAGUCAUUUGCCUGUGCAAACAUGUUGAGGUAUUAAUCACUAGAAGUCUAAGACCUGACUGCUAAAAUAAUGUCAUCUCUGCAGCUCUUUAUAUAACAAAUAGGCUGCACUACAUUUGAAAUUUCACAUAAUAGGAUGAAGCAUAUAAAGCAUUUGCCAAAAAAUGAGGAGCUGUUCAAGUAUUGUAAAAAGAGUUCAUUCUGUGGCAAGCUUUGGCUUGGUCUUAAAACAUAGAGAAUGCCAGUGGAAAAACUGCUAUUUAAGUGUUUUGGAGUAAAUGACCACAAUUGGCAGAAAGGAAGGACUCAAAUCUUAUCGUUACAAAAGUUAAAAAAUGUUCUUUAAAAAGCAAAAUGCCUGUUCAGAGAUUUCUUUAUCAAAAUUAAAGGAACCUGCAGCAGUUACAAUGGUUUUUGUAUAUGAAGUUUUGUAUUUAACACAGAGUAUUGCUUUUGUAUGUAAAUAUGUAUAAAUAAUUGUUCCUCUUACUGUUAAAAAAUUGAGUUGUCUGAAACAAAUAAAUGACUGGAAGUAGUAAAAA